Molecule: messenger RNA, 913 nt
Organism: Dromaius novaehollandiae (emu)
Lineage: Eukaryota; Metazoa; Chordata; Aves; Casuariiformes; Dromaiidae
Gene: DUSP23
Product: dual specificity phosphatase 23
Exons: 3
Coding region: 162-617 (151 amino acids)
Biological process (GO): protein dephosphorylation
Cellular component (GO): cytoplasm
Molecular function (GO): protein tyrosine phosphatase activity; protein tyrosine/serine/threonine phosphatase activity
Source: RefSeq, a predicted model, not a curated record
CAGCACUCCGGGCCCGGGGGGGGACAGCCCCCGCGCCGCUGCCGCCACCACCGCCGCCGCCGCCACCGGCACUGGCAGACGCUCGCCGCGCGCCGCCGCCCGGCCGCUGUUUGCAGACGCUCCCAGAAGCCCCCGGUGUGGCGGCCCGGCCUCCCGCGGCGAUGGGCACGGCUGAGCCCCCCAACUUCUCGUGGGUGGCGCGGGGGCGCCUGGCCGGGCUGGCCAUGCCGCGGCAGCCGGGCCACUACCAGUUCCUGCUGGGCCAGGGCGUGCGGCACCUGGUGUCGCUCACGGAGCGGGCGCCGCCGCACCACGGCUCCUGCCCCGGGCUGCAGCUCCACCGGCUCCGUGUGCCCGACUUCAGCCCCCCGACGCACGAGCAGAUCCAGAGCUUCCUGCACCUGGUGGAGGAGGCCAACAGCAAGGGGGAGGCCGUGGCAGUGCACUGCUUGCUGGGGAACGGCCGCACGGGCACCAUGCUGGCCUGCUACCUCGUGAAGGCCCAGAAGAUGAGCGGUAUCGACGCCAUCCAAGAGAUCCGGAGGCUCCGGCCCGGCGCUAUUGAGACGUACGAGCAGGAGAAAGCUGUGAUCCAGUUCUACCAGCGCAUUAAGUAGGUGCAGCCCCAUCUCCACAUGUCUGAUCACCGUGCCGCGCCAGGGCCACGCUCAGCAGAGCAUUUUUUUGCUGGACACAGCAAGCUGGAGGGACAUUGUUGGUGGGAUCUGCCCCGCUGUGGGGCUGGCAAGGUUGGAGAGGAGGCACAAGGGUCACUGUCACUCCCAAGGCAGCAUGUGCAGGACAGAGAUGAGUGGAGAUGGUCGCUCUGUCGGGCCGGAAAAUGGAGGGGGAGCCUUUUCCAGCUCCGAGGGGCUGCUGUCUGUCCUGACUGUCAUUAAAGGACUCUCCUGUG